Molecule: messenger RNA, 4501 nt
Organism: Gambusia affinis (western mosquitofish)
Lineage: Eukaryota; Metazoa; Chordata; Actinopteri; Cyprinodontiformes; Poeciliidae
Product: thrombomodulin
Exons: 1
Coding region: 2443-3549 (368 amino acids)
Biological process (GO): cell migration
Cellular component (GO): membrane; extracellular matrix; external side of plasma membrane
Molecular function (GO): extracellular matrix binding; transmembrane signaling receptor activity; calcium ion binding
Source: RefSeq, a predicted model, not a curated record
AGCCUCCACCACCCUGGCUGUCUUGUUUAUGUGUGUGUGUGUGUGUGUGUGUGCGUGUGUGUGUGUUUAUUGGCUUCAGUCCACUCUAUACCACCUGCGUCACCGUCCCAGCAUGCAUUGCACAGAAGAAGAAAUGGCGACCUUCAUGAGUGAAAAACAUAGUAAAGCUGUUAAGUUUUUGAGGUAAUUGUAAAUUUUUAGGAAUCCUGUAAAACAAAAACUUUUCGGACAUUAAGAUCAUCACGUUUAGAGCGACAUGUUCAGCCAGCUGUGGAUCCGUUCAUCUCUGCUUCAACCUGAAGGAGUUUAUUUUAAGGUUUGAUCAUUAAAUCCUCAUCGUGACCAAACAGGUUUUACGAUCUCCACAUAAUGAGACGAUUUAUUAUUACUGUUAUGUAACUUCACAUAUUAACAUGAUGAACCUGUUUGAACCAGAAGGCAGAUCUCAUGGUACUCGUCCAAACACUGCGCUGGAUGAACGUUAAACAUCCCAUAAUAUUCUCACCAAGACGUAAAAAUAAUCUGCAGAAUUUCUGAUCAGAUCAUCACCAGAUGUUUGGACCUUCCUGUUAGCGGUACUCCGACAUCAUAGCAACCAAAGCUGCAGAAUCAAGUGGUAUAAAAUGUAAAUAAAUGUUCGGACCUCUUCCAGACUGGCAAGAUGGCGCCUGUGUUUGGCUUUGGCUCUGUCAGGUUGUGUUUGCUCUGUAUGCUGUGUUCCUGUCUGAGGCUGCUUCUUUGACCGCCAUUCGCUUCUGGCGAUCAAGUCUGUGAUGGUUGACCUUCAGCGUCAUCGAAGCGGAGUUAAAUUCCCGCCACCACUGAUCCGGUGUCCCUCCCGCCAUCUCCCCUCUUUGACCUGUGGACGCGCCGCUGCUUUGGCGAAGGAAACGGGGGAAGAGGCCCGGCCUUGUCGUGUGGCUCCGGAGACGUGGGCUGGCGCCGUGGGAUCGUUCCAGGUGCGAUUCGACCUCAGCUGUGUUGGUGCCGGGCUGGUUUGUUCACUCCCAGUUGAUCCGUCAUGUUGUCAUCUGAAGCUUUGGGAAUCACGGGCAGCAGAUUUCACCGCCAAAAUGUCGGUAACUAAUUCACGCUCUAUUGCCAAUAAGUCCUUCUUUCUGAAAUGAUGCUUCAUGUCCUGUAAAUCUGUCCUGAGGGCCGACAGGCCGUGGAGCCACUUCUGUCAUCUCAAGGACUUUUAUGUCCAAUGGUCGCUUCAAGUACCAACAGUUCCUUUGAGAUGAUCGUGGGCCAAACCUAUAUAUGAUUUACCGACCACCUGGUCCGGUUUCAUCUUUUCUUUGUACUUCCAGGACUUUUUAUCUUCGAUAGUCGAGCUACAUAGGAUCUGAUCACUGGGGAUUUUAAUAUUCAUGUUGAUGAUCCUUCACAUCGUUCUGCUAUGGACUUUCUUAAUGUCAUGGACUCUUAACUUCUCCCAGCAUGAGUCUGAGCCUCACUCUGCAGGUUGUUACUUACGGACUCAGUCUUAACGAUCCAGUUAUAAACCUUGUUGUUUUCAGUGAUAUUAGCCUGUCUGUUUUAAUAUGUCUUAUAAUUUGGAGACUUCUUCUCUAGUUGCCAGCAAGGCAGACGUUUUAUUGACAAUGUUGCAGUUGCAGAGUUGUCUUCCUUCUUUUCCUUUACAGCUGCUCCUGAUGAUGUGGAGCUUCUGGUUGACUCUUUUAAUGACCACUGCCUGUUCAUCCCAGUUAAACUAUCAAACCUGAGAGCUCAGACGCUCUUGUGGGAAAACAGAGCGCCUGUGGAAGAGGACCGGUCUGGUUUUCCACUGGGAACAUUUCAAAGAUCUCCUUGAGUCUUAUAACAAGGCAGUUAGUGAUGCCAGAUAUUUUUAUUUUAGCAAAAUUCUUAUUGACUCCAGGCGUCACGUUUGACUCGUCAUCAGGCUGCGACUCACGUUGAGGCCGUUUCUGUUUCAUUAAAAAACGUUUCAGAUGGUCUCCAGAGCUGAUCUGGAGGAAAUCAUUCAUAUUUUAGUCUCACCUGGUCUGUUACUGUAACGCCCUUUUCACCUGCUGGAUGAAUCCUCCUGUUCACUCAGCAGCCAGUCUCUCUCCUCCGGCUCCCAGCCGACUGUCGGAUUCGUUUCUGGUUCUGGUUCCGACACACGGAGCGCAACACGGCCAGGCUCCUGCUUCUCUGUCAGGUUUUAACUAAACUUUCUGCUUCGUUCUCAGACUCUGAGUCUCCUGGUUGGUCCACAGACAACCAGGAGAUUCAAAAGUUCUGCUGGUUCUAUACAGUCCUAUUGGGUUCUGCUGGUUCUGCUGGUUCUGUUCAACCCACUGUGACCUGAUCCCUGUACAGAAUGGGAGUGUUUGUUUUAGCCGUGCUGGUUCUGAUCCGGAUCUCUGCCUCUGGUUUCCUUCCUGGUCUCUGGGCCCCCGGGACCGGCUGGGGCCCGUGUUUCCGGAGAGGAUGCCUCAGGCGGGUCGAGGCUCAGAGUCUCGGCGGCAGGCUGCUGGAAUGGCUGCUUUGCUGUGGGUUCUGCUGCUGCUGGUUCUGGAGGCCGGGCCGGGCCGGCAGCAGGCCUGCCUGCCGAUUUGUUCUGAAGGCCGCUGCCUGAUGGUGAACCGGGCCGGACUGGACUUUGACGCGGCGGCAGCGGCGUGCCGCAGGCGGGCCGGGGAGCUGCUGACGCUGCAGGCUCAGAGCAGCAACCAGCUGUUGGCCCGGCUGGCUCCGGUUCUGUCCGGAAGCUUCUGGAUGGGACUGCAGCUGCCGGCCGGGUCCUGCAGCGACCCGGCAGAACUGCUUAGAGGGUACCGCUGGACCUCUGGCGCCGCCAACGGAACCUUCAACUCGUCCUGGGUCCAGUGGGCGGCCAGCACAGCAGUCUGCUCGCCCAGCUGCGUGGCGCUGGCCCAGUACCAGGUCUGGACGGAGCGGCCGUGUUCCGACAUACUCGACGGGUUUCUGUGCGAAUCCUCAGACAGCAAUGCAUGCUGGGAGCAGGAGCUCUUCUUGAACGGCUCCUUCCGGUGCGACGACGCCCCCUGCCAGCAGCAGUGUGCCGACGCCGAGGGCGGGGUCAGAUGCUCCUGUUUCCAUGGUUACAUCCCGGACGGAGGCGACCCGCAGCGCUGCCGGCUGCACUGCGCCCAGCAGAGCUGUCCGGCCGAGUGCGUGGCGGGCAGAGCGGCGUGCCGCUGCGCGGACGGCUUCCUGCUGGAGGAGCGGCGGUGUGUGGACAUCGACGAGUGUCACAUGGGGGAGUGCGACCAGAUCUGCCUCAACACCUUCGGCAGCUUCCUGUGCUCCUGCCACCGAGGCUUCCUGCUGACAGGACAGGUGCGGUGCGUCGCCGUGGCAGAAGGUGAGGUCGUGACCCCGGCGGAUAGUGACAGCACACUGAGCGCCGCCUCGGCUCCAUCGGGGCCCUUCCUCUGGGCCUGGGUGGGGGCUGCCGUGGUUCUGGUGGCGGCCGUGUUUCUGCUCAGACUUUACGUUGUUCGACACCAGAAACGCAGAGAGCGAAGCUCUGGCCAGCAGCUGGACCCUUCCGCUCCCCUCCCGGGUCCCUGAACCACAGCUUUGGAACCUUUACGCUGUGGAGGACAGAACCUGGCAGUCGGCGUUCAGGGCGGUAGUUAAACGUUAAAAUGGCCGCCUUCUCUCCAUGUAGAAUUAAGUUUGUAACUUUUCUGAAAAUGAUUUUUAUCUUUUUCUUCAAACUGUUGCCAUGGUUACCAUAACAGUUUGUUAAGAGAGAGAUCAUCUGAAACAUCAAUCUCCUCCAAAAACAGUCAAUCAGAGCCAGGAGGCAGAGCUUAGUGCUGCUAAUCACCACCAUGUACACGCCGCUAAAUGUGUUAAUGGCAGAGAAACAACUUGGCCGUCAUCGGUGACUAUGCUAACUAGCCUUAGCAUUCAUGACAGCCUGUGCUAGCUGCAGUGUAGCAGGGAGCAGCGCCACAGCAGGUUGUGAUUAACAGCGCUAAGUCUGGCUGCACCAAUUGGAGUUUUCUGGCCAAUCACCGAUCUAUUAAAAUUCCUGACCUGCCAAUACCAAUUUUUUUUGUCCAAAAAUGUUGCUAAAACUAGGAAAAUCAGCACGGAUACAUCGGUGCGUCCCCAGCGCUGAGACCCGCCUCCUGGCUCUGAUUGGCUGUUUGGAGUUAGAGGGAAGAGCAGAUUGUCUUGGCAGUUUAAACAAAUAUGUAGAAAAUAUUUUUAUAAAAGUUAUAAAUUGCAGCUUUAAUGCAAUUUCAGAAAAAUUCUUCAGAGGAAAUGUGUAGAAAUCUCCAGAUAUUUAGUUUAUGAGAAAUGAUCAAAUCUCGAGACAAACUGAACAUUCAUCCUAAUGACUCAAUACUGCAACAUGAUCCGAUUCCUAAAGUAAUCAAUCAGUAAAUGUUAUUUUAUAUUUUCUGCUUUUACUGGGAUUAUAAAUGUUCAUUUUAAAUCAAACUGUAACUGUAACUUUUUAUUGCUCAUGUUUAAAGCUUUAACAUAAAGUAUUGCUGUUUUUGUUCAA